AUCUAAAGCCAAAGAAAAUCUAGAAUUGAAGAGGCUGGAGCUGGAGGAAAUGAAGAUUAGAGAGCAAAUGACGCUCGAGAAACAAAAAUUGGAAAGACAAAUCCAGAAACUUGAACUUGAAAAACAAAGGAUGGAGAAAGAGGAUGAGCGAGAGAAGCAAAAGAUGGAGAAACAGGAUCAGCUUGAAAAACAAAGGAUGGAGAAAGAGAUCAAAUUACAGACUAUGCAGUUGAUGCAGGCAGGGAUUGAAAAAGGCAUGUCCAUCGUGCAGAUUCAGUCAUUAAUAAAUUUGCUUCAUUAAUUUGUCAUCUUUAAUUUGAUCUUUAAUUUUGCAAAGGUAAUAAUCCCUUUGCAUAAUUGAUUUUCAAAGUGAUUUUCUUCAAAUCCUCUCUGAAAUUAUGGGUACUCUUCUCUAUUUCUUCCUGAUGGGGUGCUGGAUCACCUUCUUCGAAAAUGUUCUCCAAGUACAUUUCCCCCCACGUAUCUGUGAGACUUACGAGCAUGUUAUGGAGUACACAGCAUCCCAUUACCCAUCGAACUAGCAUCCGCAUAUCUGCCUCAAUUCAAAGUUGAUGCCUCAUUUCCCGUAAAGAACCCCAUCGAGACUUCAGGAUUCCGAUGCAAUG
Lobosporangium transversale is the source of this 626-nucleotide messenger RNA. RefSeq lists its product as hypothetical. The transcript has a single exon. The coding region runs from base 50 to 301 and encodes 83 amino acids. NCBI's taxonomy places the organism in Eukaryota, Fungi, Mortierellomycota, Mortierellomycetes, Mortierellales, Mortierellaceae. The record is from RefSeq and is a predicted model, not a curated record.